Lathyrus oleraceus (garden pea) is the source of this 915-nucleotide messenger RNA. Its product is annotated as protein cornichon homolog 4. The record is from RefSeq and is a predicted model, not a curated record. Gene Ontology annotation, biological process: vesicle-mediated transport. The transcript has 4 exons. NCBI's taxonomy places the organism in Eukaryota, Viridiplantae, Streptophyta, Magnoliopsida, Fabales, Fabaceae. The coding region runs from base 286 to 699 and encodes 137 amino acids.
AAAGAAUUCUUCUAAAAGCGAACGAGAAGGAGUACUAAAAGAAAGUCUUCUAAAAAAAACAAGGGUUUACCGAUUGCUUCCUUUGUGAAGUGGAUUGUUAAUUGGCACAUGAUUCGUAGCUUCACCCACUAGUACAUCCCAAAUUGUCAAUUUCCGAUCCUCCAAGGUUUCUUCUACUCUUCUCCGUGCCGCGCACGAACCCUGCGUAACUGCUAUCGUGCGCAAUUCUCAUCGAACGAUUUCAGUACUGAAAUAUAGUGCGAAUUCACAAGUGAGAGAAGGAGUAUGGCUGAUAUAUUUGCGUGGCUCUUCUCCUUCUUCACCCUUAUUGCCUUAAUUAUUAUCAUUAUUUACCAGUUAAUGUGCCUGGCAGACCUUGAAUUCGAUUAUAUAAAUCCUUAUGAUUCCGCAUCUCGAAUAAACAGAGUGGUUUUUCCUGAGUAUAUUAUAUUAGCUGCACUGUUCUGCUUCUACAUUGUAACAGGGCACUGGAUAAUGGCACUGUUCUGCGUUCCUUACAUCUACUACAAUGUGCAAUUGUUCAGACAAAGAAAGCAUCUGGUCGAUGUUACAGAGAUAUUCAACAUGCUCUCUCGGGAAAAGAAGCAAAGGCUUUUCAAACUCUUCUAUCUCAUUUUUAUCCUAUUCCUCUCCUUAUUUUGGUUGAUCUACACAUCAUUGGACGACCAUGAUGAUUAGUCGGUGUUGAUUGCUUUGUUUUGUGGAAUGCUUUCUGGAAGUGAGCUGCCAGACAAGUUGAAAUGAGAGUAGCUAGUUACUUCCCAUAUUAUGGACUAACUUAUACUCUAGGUCUGGGUUGCCUACCCUUCCCGGCUAGGUGGUUGGAUAAUAAAUUCUGUAUAUUGCUAUAUUUAAAUUUGUUUUAUGGUGCGGAUUAUGUGUUUUUUUCUCUUA